AUGAGCUCCAAGUCAACACUGCCCCCGCCCCCGCCUGUCGCAGCCGAUGAUGGAAGCGCCGAAAACGACAACAACACAGGGAAAAACAGUGGUGCUGACACUGCAAUGAACCUAGAUACUGAAGCUGAUCUCCAAAAUUCGCCUGGUGCGACUAAACCACAAUUCAGCAUUUUCCUUCCUUUCGGUAUUCCAUCGGAGUCAGAAGAUCAAAAUUCAUCGGGGCAGAACCAUGUCGUAGCCAACGGCAAUCAAUCGAAUGAUGGUACCCAUGUUACUGCAACUCCGGGGAAAAGCGGCGGAAAUGAGGAGACCUCGACUCCUGCCCAAGCAAAACCUGCCGAACCGAAUUCUGAAGGCAAGAAAACCCCCAAGUCUGGAGUUGCCUAUGCAUGUGCAGCCUGCUCACGAAUGAAGAUGCGAUGUGAUGGCAACCGUCCUUGUUCUCGGUGUGCUCGAGUGAAUCGAGCGUGCGAAGAUCGCAAGACGUCCAGCGGAGCUAGAACUGCAAGAACCCCUUCCUCGCAAAAGAAAGGAAACGCUGACAGUCGCUCUCCUGCUGCAAAGGCUGAUCCGAACUCAACGGACUUGCCUCCUCCUCCUCCUCCUCAGGAACAAGGAAAUGAUGACGAUGCCCCAAAUGAGGGUGAUGAAGACACAGACAAAGUCUCUAAGAAAACCAAAAAGCAGGGGACGGUGCCAGAUGGAUCUACUGUUUCAGAAAACGACAAUGGUGCGAGCGGCAAUGUGCCAGCACUCAAAGCUUUUGCUGUUCUCCUGGAGGACUCGACUUCUGGCGUCAAGAUGCAGGAAGGCAAAUUGGGUUCGAACGAAUCAGAAAAUGAGAACAGUAACUCUGCGCUCAACCAAGGUCUUCGCAAUUCCACGCCGAGAUCAAGGAGCCACUCAAGGUCCAGGAACAGCACAGCACGAAUUGUUCAAUUUCCAUCAACUGGAAUUUCUGGAGACAAGCACUUACAGUCUUCGCAGUAUACAGAUCAAUUUGUGGAUUUAUACCUCAAGCGUGAUUUUCCUAAGAUUCAAACAAUGAUUGCCUCAGGAGAAAUCAAGGGUUCUGAUGUCUUGCCAAAUCCAUAUUGCUGCACAGCGCUCAACUUUGUUCUUGAUAGACAAUUGGAGAAUGAUUUGACGAUGGAACAGACUGAAGUAAUUGCAAAACUUUUUCUCGAGCAUGGCGCAAACCUCAAUGCAUCCUCAAAUACAGCAGCAAAGACACUUGGAAAAGUAGUGGAUACUGGGAGUACCUCCUUGUUGCAAACAUUUAUCAGAAAGGGUGUUGGUCUCACUUCGCCCGUUGGUAACAUAUGCCUUCAAACAGUGCUAGCAGACAUUGUUGAAGAUCGAACUGUUCAUAACGCAUCGGAAUGGAUAGAAAAGAAGAUUGAAGGAGAGAAGUUUUUCAUCAACGACACGACUAUGUUCACAACGCAGCCUGACUCUCCUACUUGUCUGCAACUUUGUUUGCGAACGAAGUCCUUGGAUUGCCUGAAGCGGCUGUUGAGCCGAGGCAUGUUGCCCGAUCUUCAAUUCAAUGUGUUCAAGGAAAAGGAACGUCCAGCAUCCAUCGCAUACGACAUACAAGUUGCUGUUGACAUAGGAUUUGAAGAAUCUGUCGAUUUGCUGAUACAAUAUGGGGCUCUGCUGCCUCCAGGAUUCGACGAUUCCCAAAUCCAGAAGGAGCCGCAUCCUGAAGAAUUGGAAGAUGCCAUAAAGGUUUGGCGCAGCCCGGAAGUCAUGGGCGAUCUCGCGCUUCUCCCUGAGCACGCUCGGGAAGUCCUUGUGAAGCAUUUCGAGGCAGUGAAGUCAGGAGAAGCUGAUGGCGUUUCGAAGCCGGCAAGACGUAAAGGUUCGUUGGUGGCGGGCACACAGGUAGAAAUCCUGCAAGGUGGCAAAUGGGUUCGAGGGGAAGUGGUGGAUUCCAAGGACGGAGGGUCUACUUAUGAGCUGCGAAUUCUCGCGUCCGAUCCUCCUACUCUGGUUACUUUGGAUAGUUCAUGCGUCAGGGUAAAGGAUCGCAAGUAG
This is a messenger RNA of Guillardia theta CCMP2712, 2040 nucleotides long. RefSeq lists its product as hypothetical. The record is from RefSeq and is a predicted model, not a curated record. Gene Ontology annotation, molecular function: DNA-binding transcription factor activity, RNA polymerase II-specific; RNA polymerase II cis-regulatory region sequence-specific DNA binding; zinc ion binding. The transcript is spliced from 11 exons. Lineage: Eukaryota; Cryptophyceae; Pyrenomonadales; Geminigeraceae. Gene Ontology annotation, biological process: positive regulation of transcription from RNA polymerase II promoter by galactose. Gene Ontology annotation, cellular component: nucleus. The coding region runs from base 1 to 2040 and encodes 679 amino acids.